AUGCCCAAGACCGAUCAUCCUCUAACAGACUUAGACUGCCUCAGUUUUGACUGCUAUGGGACACUCGUGGACUGGGAAGGCGGUAUCUAUCAAGCACUGGCCCCUCUUUACACGCAGCUGCCGGACGACCACCCAAUCCGGCACGAUCGGUUGAGUCUUCUGAGAGCCUUUAUCAAGAAUGAGGGAAUUAUCGAGUCUGCAAACCCAACGAUACUUUACAAAGAGGUUCUGGCCCAAACUUACGGUCGGCUGGCUGAGGAACUUGGUGUUGCCGCACCCAGAACCAACAAGGCAAAGUUCGGCUCAGGAGUCGGCGACUGGCCAAUCUAUCCAGACACUGCGGACGCCUUAAAGAGGCUCCAAGAGCAUUUUAAGCUUGACAUUGGCUCGUACAAGCCCGACGCUCGAAACUUUGAUUACCUCAUCACACAUUGCGAAGAGGAUUUAGGUGUUGAGAGGAGGAAGAUAAUUCACGUAGCGCAAGCCCUCUAUCACGACCACGUCCCGGCCACUGCUGCUGGGCUUGCUAACGCAUGGAUUGAGCGUGGUGAGGACAUGCCGAGCGCCAUAGGUGGCAAGCCUGAAGAUCUUGAACAUAGAAUCUUCUUCUUGUGGCGCUUCAAGAAUAUGGGAGAAAUGGCAGAUACAUUUCAAGUCUUAUAUGACAAAGUGAAACCUCAGUGA
Molecule: messenger RNA, 684 nt
Organism: Macroventuria anomochaeta
Lineage: Eukaryota; Fungi; Ascomycota; Dothideomycetes; Pleosporales; Didymellaceae
Product: HAD-like protein
Exons: 2
Coding region: 1-684 (227 amino acids)
Source: RefSeq, a predicted model, not a curated record